AUGGGCGUCGAACUCACCUACCAGGAUGUUGCCGAGCACAACACCAAGAAGGACAUCUACAUGGUGAUCCACGACAAGAUCUAUGACUGCACCAAGUUCGUCGACGAGCACCCCGGUGGUGAGGAGGUCCUUCUCGACGUCGGUGGUCAGGAUGCCACCGAGGCCUUCGAGGAUGUCGGUCACAGCGACGAGGCCCGCGAGACCCUGGAGCAGCUGCUCAUCGGCGACCUGAAGCGCCAGACCCCCGCCGCCAGCGCAGCCAGCAACACUGAGAGCCCCGGCUUCGGCAUCGGCCUGUACGCCGUCCUCCUCAUCGGCGGUGUUCUCGCCUACGUCGCCUACCAGUACCAGCAGCAGCAACAGCAGACGUCGGCAUAA
Colletotrichum spaethianum is the source of this 378-nucleotide messenger RNA. Its product is annotated as putative cytochrome b5. Lineage: Eukaryota; Fungi; Ascomycota; Sordariomycetes; Glomerellales; Glomerellaceae. The record is from RefSeq and is a predicted model, not a curated record. Gene Ontology annotation, biological process: sterol biosynthetic process. Bases 1 to 378 code for a protein of 125 amino acids. The transcript is spliced from 3 exons. Gene Ontology annotation, molecular function: heme binding. Gene Ontology annotation, cellular component: endoplasmic reticulum membrane; intracellular membrane-bounded organelle.